CUAUUCAUUUUUUCUACAUGCAUUUAACAGGAGGGGGCUAUGUUAUACACCUGUCUCCGCCGCCUUCUAAAUCAAGCGCGUACGAACUGUGUUCUAUGGUAGCAGCGACAUCUGGCGUUAAAACUACUUCCGGUGAUGAAAUCAACUUCGGGCUAUUUGGUAGCAUCAAAGUACGGCGGGAUAAACUGAAAGACGUAGCUGCCGGGUCGCCAAUAAUCGUGAAUAACGAAUGUGACGACGAAAUGAAACCAUAUCCAAGAGAAACAAUAGUCAAACGUGCAGAAUCCAAACUAGGAUCGAAUGACUACAACGUGUUAAAAUGGAAUUGUGAACACUUUGCCACGUGGUGCCGAUACGGAAAAGCCGUCUCAAAGCAGGUACCAUUCAGCAAAGGAUUAUCAAGAGAUGCCUACGUAGUACAAUUACACGGUGUUGAAGUUGUGCCACAUGGGACACUCCCGGAUGACGUCAUUACGAUUGGACACCACCCUCAUUUCGGAAUAUUUCCUGUGCCAAUAUUUGGUGCAAUAUUAUUACCUUUUGAGGCAGCUCUCGAUACUUUGCACGAGCUGUUUAGAAAAUAACGAAAUGAACAUUUGAUAAAGUACAUACGUGUCAUGUUCUUUCUGUAUUAUCGAACUGCAUGGUUAAUUGGCCGGUAGAUAAAGUCUGUGUGCCAUACAAAGGGGACAAGCCGUACAAUUGACAACUGUUUCAUUAUUGAUAUUCUGAUGUGUAUUUACAUAUGAGUACUUCAAGGCACCGGGAAAAUAUCAUGACUAUUAAAGGAACCCCACCGGAGUCUAAAAGGCAAAAAAACCAUAAUAUUUGAAUUUCUUAUUUAGAUCAGCUGAAGUUGAUGAACAAAACAAAAUGCAAAGAUAUUGAGAAAAAAUAUUCACGGUUAAGGAAAACGGUGAAUUAUCUGGAAUUUUGUACACAAAACUUUCAUCAAGUGGAACAAUAAUCUCGUAAAAUCAUUCCCGGUCCUAUAACAUGUAUAAAAUACUUACAAAAGUUAAGUUAAAAAUUGUAUGUUUGUGCUAUUCUUAAUGUAUGUUAGUGUUUAUUUAGUGAAAUUUGAGUCCCAAAAGAACUGACCGAUAGGGAACGACCGUGGAUUUUUAAUUGUUAAAAUUUCACUUAAUAAAAACUAACUGAUUUA
This is a messenger RNA of Ruditapes philippinarum (Manila clam), 1165 nucleotides long. Its product is annotated as phospholipase A and acyltransferase 4-like. Gene Ontology annotation, cellular component: cytoplasm. Gene Ontology annotation, biological process: N-acylphosphatidylethanolamine metabolic process. Gene Ontology annotation, molecular function: glycerophospholipid phospholipase A1 activity; A2-type glycerophospholipase activity. Bases 18 to 584 code for a protein of 188 amino acids. Lineage: Eukaryota; Metazoa; Mollusca; Bivalvia; Venerida; Veneridae. The transcript has 3 exons. The record is from RefSeq and is a predicted model, not a curated record.